AUGUUGAGACAAGCGUCGUCGCGGUCCAACGUGACCCGGUUGGGUCUGGUGGAGCGGGUGUUGUCGUCCAGCGUGACCUCGGUGGCCUGCUUGGUGUUCCUCUUCAUCAACGCCGUGAUGAUGUUCACCUUGAGGAGCAAACGGGUGUUCCGGGAGACGUCUCGCUACAUCCUGCUGUUCCACCUCCUCCUGGCGGACACGCUGCAGAUGGCAAUCAGCCAGGUGUUGUACCUGAUGCACGCGUAUCGGAUCAUCCCCACGUAUCCCCAGUGCGGCGUCCUCGUCAUGCUGACGAACCUGACCAAUGACAUCUCUCCUCUGGUGCUGGUGGCGAUGUCUCUGGAGAGAUACGUGGCCGUGUGCCACCCUCUCAGACACGCCUCCAUCAUCACCGUCAGGAACACGGGGGCGGCCGUGCUCUCGGCUUGGACUUUUUCUUUUUUCCAGGUUCUCACCUUGGUGCUCAUAAUGGUACAGUUUCCCUUCGACGAGCUGGAGAGUCUGAGAAUGCCCGAGCAGUGCAGCAGCGCCAGCAUAAUUCUCCUGCCCGUGUCCGAUCAUUACAGAACGGGCUACACGGCUUUUCUGUUCGGCUCCGCGAGCUUGGUCAUUGUUUGCAGCUACAUAGGCGUGGCGGUGGCGGCCAGGUCAGCGUCCACGGACGGGGAGUCGGCCCGUAAAGCCCAGAAGACGCUGCUGCUGCACCUGUUGCAGCUGGGCCUCACCGUCCUGUCCGCGCUCUACAACACUACUUUAAUGUUUAUGGCCAGAGUUACCUCGUGGGUCACCUUUAUACGAAUGCAGUCCUUUAUGUUUGUGUGUUUUUUCUUCAUGCCCAGAUGUAUGGGCUCGCUCAUCUACGGCCUGAGGGAUCAGACCAUUCGAGCCGUCCUCACACACUAUUUCUGCUGUCCGUCCAAAGUGGCCGUUGCUCAUGUCAAAGCUGGGAUUGCGUCCUGA
Nerophis lumbriciformis (worm pipefish) is the source of this 960-nucleotide messenger RNA. Its product is annotated as odorant receptor 131-2-like. Gene Ontology annotation, molecular function: olfactory receptor activity; odorant binding; G protein-coupled receptor activity. Gene Ontology annotation, cellular component: membrane. Lineage: Eukaryota; Metazoa; Chordata; Actinopteri; Syngnathiformes; Syngnathidae. The record is from RefSeq and is a predicted model, not a curated record. Gene Ontology annotation, biological process: detection of chemical stimulus involved in sensory perception of smell; G protein-coupled receptor signaling pathway.